Messenger RNA from Dermacentor andersoni, 2537 nucleotides. RefSeq lists its product as uncharacterized. Gene Ontology annotation, molecular function: enzyme activator activity. Gene Ontology annotation, cellular component: extracellular region. The record is from RefSeq and is a predicted model, not a curated record. Lineage: Eukaryota; Metazoa; Arthropoda; Arachnida; Ixodida; Ixodidae. Gene Ontology annotation, biological process: lipid catabolic process; digestion.
UUAUGUACGAACCACGCUGCGAGAAUUUGAAUAUUUCCUUUUUCCAACUUAACGACGCGCAGUAAUGUGAAUGACGAACGGAGACGGCGUUCGCGAUUUCGCCAGGCUUUCUCCGCGGUCUUCUUAAGGACACCGACGAGACGCGAGCACCGACAGGACGAUGACGACCACAGGUGGACAAUGACAGCACAGUCUUCGGCAGGUGCGCCCGUGCUGUGCGCCUUUGUCUUCGCGGACCUCUCUGCCCUUCGACCGGCGCCUGCGAGCUGACGGCAGUAAGGGAGUGCAGUGUUGGGACGGAGGGCGAAUACCGGAACCCCCUCUCGUCGGCGUUUUGCCUCGGCACCCAAGAACGGAAUGCGACACUCUCCACAGCUGGGGAAUUCGAGAAUGUCCCGCACGAGGUGGUGUUGACAACGCCGCCAGACUCGACGCCGCCAUUAGCGGGCUCCGCCCACAGCGACCGCGCCCUUUCGUCAUUGAAGGCAUCUUCCUCGAGAGGACUCGACAGCGGUCACAAGUGUGCUAAUUCGCUGGUUCUUUUUUUUUUUCUUGUCAACCCACUUCCGCAGAGUCUAACCAGCUUCAGUCUUCAUAUGCCUCUUGUGGAGAGUUUGCACUGACCGGUCAUGCUGCUCCGAUUGUCAGUUUUGCUGGCGACAUGCGCGCUGUCGAUGACGGCGGAACAAGAGGACAACCCCUUCCCCACGUGGCUGAUUGAGGCCGGCAGUCACACCAGCGAAGCCGACACCGCCAUCGUGAGCACUCGAAAGCCACGCGUCACGGGCAAAGUCAGGGGUGGCACCGCCUGCCUCAACACCGAAGAGUGCGGCAUUGGCAAGUGCUGCCUGCGACGGUCCAAGGACCCACGCCGUCGCUGCAGACGUUUUCAGCGCGCUGGCGAGCGCUGCACCGACGAGCAGAUGAUGGGAGGCUACUACUACGGCCACUGUCCCUGCAACAAGCACUCCGAUUGCACGCCCGUCCGCGGUGUCCUCAAAUGCGUCAGGAAGCAAGUAGGCCGGCCCACUGCCCCGGGAACUCGGCCGCAGAACGUACUGCCGGAGGACACGGGCAAAGAGAGCAAAGAAAGCGAUGAGCUGCCGAAACGCCUCGCGCCCCCACCGAAAAAACCGAACUUCAACGAAACCAAGCUCGAGUUCCCGGAAAUACCGGAGUUCUUCAAAACCUUCGCCGCGUCAGAUAAUCCCGCGCCGGCCACCGUUCCGCCUGAGGAAGGCGGAGGAGAAGAAGGUGGUGGCGAGGAGGGCGGAGAGGGCGGAGAGGAAGAGGGUCUACCGAAUGGUGCCGAAGACCUGCCUGAAGAUAUUACCCCGACGUCAGGAGGCGGAACAGAGCAGCACGAGCCGCCCGAAACUUCGAACGAAGGCGCUGUCGAAACGACUACCACGGUCGCGCAUGCACUGCAACCUAGUGGUGGAGGCGGCGGAAUGUCGGCGCACUCUAUGUCACACCCGGUGCGGCCUGGCUCACCGCGUCUGCAGUAUGUGGGUCUCCCAGGUUCGCGUAGCGUACCUCAGUUACCACCGCCUCCUACGCUACACCAAUAAAGCGGCGAGCACCGAUUCCCAUCGCCAAAUGCCGUACCACGUCCAGCGGCAGGUCUCGGCAGUGGCGCAGGGGGACUCGGUCUGCGAAAUUCUCUAGAUGCAGGUGUAUUACCAGGGUCUGCUGUGUCGCAACUUGGUAGCAAUAGAGCGGGAAAUCUGGGGUCUCGGUCGCCUAACAGAGAAUGACUAUCUAGUGCAGGCACUGCAACUUCACUGUCACAGCCCGCUGGUCCCUUCCAAGUGCCUCCGUCGCCUGGAGCGCGCCUAGUGGGUCAGGAUUUCCUGCAGGACAGCCCGCGGGAAUUGGAGCCGGAUAUCCGGGGCAGCCUUCUGGCAUUUCUGUGCAGCAGCCUACAAUUCCCUCGACCAGCAGAGCAGAACUCAGGAGGACGGCGUAUAACUUUUGGGUCGUAAUCGCCGUUCCGUUGCUCAAGUACUUCCGCCUCCUCAGGCAUCUACUCUAUCACAUCCUCCACCGACGUCUCGCAUGCUUUAAGCACCUCAAAAGCUGUCGGUGCCCAGCCUCGGAAAAGAAGACGGUGGCUUAAGGCGCUGAGAAAUCACUGGAAAUCAAAUCACACAAAGGAAAAGUUCAAGCACGCGCUGACCCAGCAGCAAUUGCUGCCCACUAGAUAGAUCUGUCCCGGCUCUUCUUGCUAAGAUCGAAAUGGCUUUCACGGUUCUGAAGACCCAUUAUUCACUCAGGCUUGCGACCCUAUUAUGCGGAGACAGGGCGGAUACAAAAAAAACGCAAAUGACUUACAGCGUGUCGUUGAACUUAGGUUCUCAUUUUCGGUCACCUACCACAGUGAUGAGGUUGUAUCGUGGUGCCAACCGCUGCGCGUCUUACAGUUUUUCACAUAAUUCCUACACGCGAUGAACUGCCGCUACUGAAAUCCUCGUGAACACUCUCUUCGGAUAUAUUUUGCAAACUUGUGACAACAAUAAAUUCGCACUUACCCUCUU